AUGGAUCCUGCUAAAAUGAAAGUAGUAGACCUUCGGUCCGAGCUUGGCGCUCUAGGUUUGGACACCAAAGGGAAUAAGCCGGCUUUGGUUGAAAGACUGAAGAAAGCUUUAGAAGCUAAAACAGGGAAAGUACUAGCAGAUACAACAAUUUUGGACACAUCUACCGAGGAUGCAGAUGAACCUGCCACUCCUAGGAAACCUGCUCCAGCAGCUAGAACAACUAGACGAUCUUCAUCUUCACGUCUCGCAGCAACACCAGCUAAAGUGCCUCGCGAGGAACCGCCUGAGCCGAUCGUCGAAGAGGUGAAAGAGGAGCCCGAGCCGGAACAGGUCCGGCAACCGGACCCGGAGCCUGAACCUGUUCCAGUACCGGCGCCGGUGCCAGCGCCCGUGCAGAAGAAGUCGUCUGAGGAACAACCGCUGGAGGAGCAGCAACAACCGGCCGCUUCGGAGAUAUAUUCCAUUGAUGAUGACAAUAGUAGUCAGUCUCCAGUGAUGAUAAAGGAAGAGGAAUCUGAUGAACCAAUGGAAGUCCAAGAGGGUGAAAAGAAAGAAGAGGCACCUGCUUCGGCAGAGAAACCGGAGAAAAUGGAAGAAGAUGAGAGUGAGAAAGGGGAUGAUGCGGAAAAAGAAGAACGGCCUCGAGAAUUGACAGAAGAAGAAGAAUGGGAGCAACUCAACGAGCGGCUAAAGAUCAGAGAACAAGAACGCUUGGAACGAGAGAGGAGGCAAGCUGAAGAAGAUGCCAAGAAAUUGGCCGAAGUCAGUGAUAACCCCGUGAAAUUAAACCGCCUAAAACGCAAGCGAGAGAAGAAAGCUAGAUGGAGUAACUUCUACAAAACAGUUGAAGUCACCAACGAAAUGCUGACUCCACCAGUAGAGAGUGAAGUCUUAAAAUCUAAGAAGGAUGCAGUAGAAGUCAAAGUGCCUGAGCCAGAAUUGAAUGAUGAGAAAAUUACCUUGUCUUGGUAUGACAGCGACUUGAAUCAGUACUUGGAGCUGCCAGAUUUGAAUGGGGUAGUGCCGUUGAGCGAAGGGGCCUUCUCUUACGCUUGGGCUGGAUCAAGAGCUUCUCAUGGAAUUACUAACGGAAGAGUUUGCUAUGAGGUUCGCGUAGGUGGAGUGGUGACCACUACGGAGAGCUCGGAGAAAGAACCUAUUGUUUCUGGUCUGAGACUCGGAUGGUCCACCGAUGAUUCCACCCUGCAUCUUGGUGAUGGCGAGCAUAGUUGGGGCUACGAGAGCUCAGCGCGCGCCGUAAACAACUGCGAGUUUAAAGAAUACGGACAACAAUUGCACGAGAAGGACGUUGUCGGCGUUUAUCUGGAUCUCGAAUCAACCCCAUGCAAGAUCUCGUACACAGUAAACGGGGUAGAGCAAGGCGUCGCUUUCGAAUUCCAAAAGGAAGCGUUGGGUGGAAAAGCUUUAUUCCCGCACGUACUUACCAAGAAUAUGUGCUACAAGGUCAACAUGGGAUACGACAGGUACAACAUGCUGUCUAAAACCAAGAUUGUACGUAAUCGCAUUGAGAUCCCCAUCGAGCAAGUCAUUGAGGAGAAAAAGAAGAUCGAAGAUGAACUGCAGCGGCAGAAGGAGGAGAUCGCCAGAAAAGCGAGGGAAAGACGGGAGAGGGAGAAGAAGGAAAGAGAGGAGAGACAGAGGAAGAAGAGAGAGGAACGAGAAAAACUAGAACGCGAGCGUAAAGAAAAAGAAGCUCAAGAGAAGAAAGACAAGGGCGAAGAAGUGAAAGAGGCAGAAGAUGGAGAAAAGGGUGAAGAGAAAGAAAAAGAGGCGGACAAAGAAAAAGAAGGAGAGAAGGAAAAAGAGGCAGAAAAUCAAGAUGAAUCAACCAACAAGGAGGAUGAGCAGCCAAAGGAGAACGGUGACAAGGACAAACCUGCGGAAGAGAGCCAACCAGAAGUCAAAGCUGAACCGAUGGAGACAGAUGCUAACGCGGAAGUCAAAUCCAAGUUGCCAGAAUCGACGGAAGGUGAAGUCCAAGAGGUGACCGAAGAGCAAGUGCUGAAAGGUCAAGUUCUUUUGGACAAGCGUGUUAAGUUCGUUAUACGGUAUACCGUAGACGAGGAAUUGGACGGCGUAGAGGCUUGCUUAGUUCCCGGAUACGCGUUCAUCUGCCACGCUGUUCUAACUCCCGGGCCCCGGCGACCCGAAGACAGGGCUCAAUGCGAGGUUAUCCUCAUGGUGGGAAUGCCUGGAUCCGGCAAGACCUACUGGGCGAAGCAACAGGCGGCCGCCCACCCAGAGAAGAGAUACAACCUCGUCUCUACAGGCGCUCUGUUCGAUAAAAUGAAGGUGGACUGUAAGCCCUUCCGAACCAGCUACGAGGGCCGGUGGGAUGCGAUGGUCUCCAAGUGCGCUAAAUGCGUGCUAAAGUUGUUGGAAAUCGCGAAAGGACGCAGGCGAAAUUAUAUCCUGGACCAGACGAACGUAUACCCGUCGGCCCAGAGGCGUAAGCUGAAGGAGUUCGACGGUUACCGGCGAGUGGCCGUCGUCAUAGUGACCGAUGAAGAGACGUACCGCGACCGCCAGAAGCGGCGGGAGGAGGCCGACGGCAAGGAAGUGCCCGACGGGGCCAUCGUGGACAUGAAAGCUAACUUCACGUUGCCGGAGAAAUGCACGUGGUUGGACGAGGUGCUUUAUCCCGAAUUGGGUGAAGAGGAGGCGAAAGCGAUCGUGGAAGCUUUCCACAAGGAAGCAAAAGCGGCGGGAGUGAACAAAGAUAAGGAAAAGAGGGAACGCUCCGCUUCAAGGGACGGACCGCCGUCUAAGAGGGCCCGCGACGAUCGCAGGCAUCGGGAUGACAGACGCGGCGGGAACAGGGACUUCCCCAGAGACCGUGAGGACCGCUGGGGCGGGGGAGGUGGCGGCGGCGGCGGCGGUGGAGGCCGCUGGGGCCCGGUCGCCCGCGGUGGCGGCGGCGGCGGUGGUGGUGGUGGCAGUCGCUGGGGCGGCGGCGGCGGUGGCGGAGGUGGCGGCCGCGGCGGGGGCGGUGGAGGCCGCGACCGAGGCGGGCCGGGGGGACCGGGCGGACCGCCUGGCAGGUUCGAUCGAUGGGGACCGCCUCCUAGAAACAACGACUUCGGCCGCGACCGUGACGACUUCCGCGGCGGGCGGGGCGGGCCCCCAAUGCAGGGCGGGCGCGGAGGGCCCGGCGUCGGGGCGGGCGGGCCGGGCGGGCCUCCCACACAUCGCGGGCCGGGCGGGCCCGGGGGACCCAGCGGCGUCGGGCCGGCCGGGCCCAGGGACCGGGGCAUGGGCCCGCAGGGAGCCAACAUGCCGGACAGGUUCCGCGGACCGGACAGGAAUAGCAGGGGACCGAUGCCGCCCGAUAAUAGAAAGAAUGUGCCGCCUCCUGGUAACAACCCAGCGGGCUCAUGGCAACGAGGAAACCAAAUGCAAAACAACCGCGGCAGUGGCCCACCGCGGCCCCAUCCAAACAACCCGCCCCAACAACAACGGCCCCCCAACCAAAAGGAUGGCGGUGGUGGUGGUGGUCAAAUGCAACAGAGCAACCAGAACCAAGCUCAAAACCAACAACCGGGCUGGAACCAGUGGGCCGGCGGGUGGGGCGGCUGGGGUAACUGGAACCAAAACCAAGCUGGUUGGGGCAACUGGGGUAACUGGGGCGGUUGGAACCCCAACGCUGCCGGGGCAGGGGGCCAAUCUCAAAACCCGGCCAAUACUAAAGGACAAGGGAAUCAAAUAACCCAAGGUGGUGCCCAAGGGAACGCCCAGGGAGGUCAAGGGGCCCAAAGUGGAGCUCAGGGACAAGGGAAUGCUCAAGGACAGCAAUGGCCGGCGAAUUAUACCGCUCAACAGUGGUAUCAAUGGCAGCAGUGGCAACAGCAACAACAAGGGUGGCCGGGGCAAUAUCAACAAGGAGGUGCUCAACCAACUGGCAAUGCGGCUGAACAGGCGUGGGCACAAUAUUAUCAGACUUACGGCGCUGGUAACGCGGCCAACGCCGCCGCGGGCUCCACUGUCGCCACGAAUAAUGCAGACAAGAAGUGA
Molecule: messenger RNA, 4032 nt
Organism: Chilo suppressalis (striped riceborer)
Lineage: Eukaryota; Metazoa; Arthropoda; Insecta; Lepidoptera; Crambidae
Source: the annotation of a GenBank genome assembly